Molecule: messenger RNA, 2356 nt
Organism: Syzygium oleosum
Lineage: Eukaryota; Viridiplantae; Streptophyta; Magnoliopsida; Myrtales; Myrtaceae
Product: probable protein phosphatase 2C 27
Exons: 4
Coding region: 872-2014 (380 amino acids)
Biological process (GO): protein dephosphorylation
Molecular function (GO): protein serine/threonine phosphatase activity
Source: RefSeq, a predicted model, not a curated record
CUCUCUCUUGCUAAAUUUGGCAUACGAUUCUCUCUCUAUCUCUCUCUUCUCUCUCCUCGAAAAGUCUCUCCCAUCUUAGGGUUUUCUUCUAAUGGUCGAUGAUCGCUGAUUCAUUGGAGUCGUCGCCGAUCGCGUGAUUAGGGAUCAGAUAUUCCUCCUCGACUUCGUGCAUCAAGUUCGAGUUUUUCCCGGGCGAUCGGAAUCUCCGGGGCGGGUGGUCGAUUUCGGGUCGUUUCGUGGGCGGGAUUCGCUUCCCGUUGGCUGAAGCGGGUUGGAGGCUUCUUGAUCUGGGAAGCGGCGCGGCCGGAGGCGGAGGCGGAGGGGGAUUGUUUGCGGUUGUUCCGAUUCGGAAACGGAACGGCGGGCGCGGCCGGUUUUGCCGGGGGUGGGGUUUUGCUUCUGAUUAGUUGAGAGGCGGUUUGAUCGGGUUGUUUGGGGGGUAGUUCGGGGGCGGUGAGCUGAUUUGGGGGUUCGUUACUGUUGGGAGAUUGAAUUUUAGGGGCGGUUGAUUUGGUGUCGAACUCAGGGAAUCCGGGGCUGAUUUGAAGCGGUUUAGACUUUGCAUGAUUUUUUGGGUCGUUUAGUUUUGCCCAGAGGAAACGAGUUGGGAGCUUUUGGGUUUGCUUGCUGGACGUCCUCUGAAGCGUUACUUGAUAAUUCGAGGUAUUUCCUUCUAAAGGGUGAGAGGUCGGUGGCUUUGGCGCCUGAGAGCGAAGGUUAUUUUGGGCUCGUUCCUUUGGGAUUUUGGGAAAUUCAUUGGGGGCGCUUGCGUGAAGUGCGUAAGGGAAUCUGAAGUUGAAUUGUGAAGCGAGGGCUUGUGGGUUAAGAGAGCCUUUCUUGGGUUGGUUUGAUCUAUGAUUUUGGAGGAAAUAUGGCUGCUGGUGCAGAUUUAUCUCGUCCGUUCACGGUGUUAGAAGGCGGUUACAAUAGGGAGGAUAUGGCUGAAGAUGAGAAUUUGGAGAACGCGAGACAGUUGGCAAAUGGGAAGCCUCCGAGGCACCUCUCGGUAAUGCGGCAUUCUGUGAGCUCUGCAAGGUUUCUUGCUGCGUCUGACUUUGAAUCCGAUGUGGGCAUUUUUGGAAGCAAGUCUCCUGAUGAAAAAUCAGAAUUUGUACCUGUAUUCCGCUCUGGAAGUUGUGCUGAAAGAGGGCCUAAACAAUACAUGGAAGAUGAACACAUUUGCAUAGAUAACCUAGCUGAACAUUGUGGGACAAUGGCGGGCUGCCCCACUUCUGGAGCUUGUUAUGGGGUAUUUGAUGGUCACGGAGGUACUGAUGCAGCAUUGUUUGUUCGGGAUAACAUCCUACGAUUCAUAGUUGAGGAUUUGCAUUUUCCAGCCAGUGUGGAGAAUGCCAUUAAAAGUGCCUUUCUGAAAGCAGAUUAUGAGUUUGCUGAUGCCAGUUCAUUGGAUAUCUCUUCUGGCACCACGGCUCUCACUGCUCUUAUUUUUGGACGAACUAUGUUUGUUGCCAAUGCUGGGGAUUGUCGAGCUGUUCUUGGGAAAAGAGGGAGAGCUAUUGAGCUGUCCAAGGACCACAAGCCCAAUUGCACAUCUGAAAGGCUAAGGAUUGAGAAACUCGGAGGGGUUGUUUAUGAUGGCUAUCUCAAUGGCCAAUUGUCUGUGUCACGUGCCCUUGGAGAUUGGCACAUGAAGGGCCCAAAAGGUUCUGCUUGUCCUCUCAGCGCGGAGCCGGAGUUGCAGGAGACCCACUUGACCGAAGACGAUGAGUUCUUAAUCAUGGGCUGUGAUGGCCUGUGGGAUGUGAUGAGCAGCCAGUGUGCUGUUACGAUAGCAAGGAAAGAACUGAUGUUGCACAAUGAUCCCGAAAGGUGCUCAAGAGAGCUGGUCCGAGAGGCACUGAAGCGUAAUAGUUGCGACAAUUUAACUGUCAUAACCGUUUGUUUCUCCGAAGAUCCUCCACCACGGAUUGAGAUUCCUCCAUCUCGAGUCCGAAGGAGCAUAUCAGCAGAAGGUCUGAAUUUGCUGAAGGGUGCACUGGAUUGUAAUGCGUGAGCAACAGGAAUCUGCCAAAAGCAAGAACAUCUGCAGCAGCCACUGAGGGGGGGUCAUGGUCCCUACUUUCACCACGGACGACGCACUGCAACCUGCACCAGUUAGUGUGACUGACAUGAGUCCCCCUCAGAAACGAGCGAGAUGAUCCCUCCGAGUCACGAUUCAAUUCUUCAGGAUCUUGAGAGUUGCCGCUCGUAUGUGAUUAUUUAUGUUGUAACGAUUUGAAUUCUUUUUCCCCUCCCAUUUAUGUGGUUGCCUGAACCACAAUGGAUGUUCACGAUUCGAGCAUUGUAAAUAGUUGUUAGUCGAAAAUCAUGAUGGCUCUGUUUUUCUCGUCUUCAA